UCAGGGGUUUUGCAUCCUCCUAGAGCCGAACGUAAACUCUUCCUACAAGCUUUAACCAGGGCUCUGCUAGACACUUAUAGAAGUCACAAGACUGCUCUAACUGCUGAUGAGAAAAGGUAUUUAGCAGUUUAUAUUUACUAAAAUAAUUGCAUUUCCAUGUUGUGUGUACUGUGGGAGACCAGAUAUAGUGAAUACAGAGUCCUGAGUCUAGUAACACUUUCAGGUAUUUUCCAUGUUCCGUGUACUGUGGGAGACCAGAUAUAGUAAAUGCAGGGUCCUGGG
This is a messenger RNA of Staurois parvus, 282 nucleotides long. Lineage: Eukaryota; Metazoa; Chordata; Amphibia; Anura; Ranidae. The record is from the annotation of a GenBank genome assembly.